AUGCGAUGCGCGAGCAAGGCCGCCGAGAGCGCGUCCGCACGUCUCUGUGCGGACGCCGAAGCAGAAACCGCAGCAACAGAUGUUUUAACGGUUGCUAAAGCGACUCAGCCUGCGUCACCUGGUGAUGCAGGCGCUCAUCAUGACGACACUCAUGUCUUCACGGAGUAUGAGCUCGGUGUCUCAUACUCUCCUGAUACGGAAGACGGAUCCGUAUCGACGGCGAUCGAAACCAAGCCGCCUGCCAAGCGUGGCAUGGAUGAUGCUAUGCGUCGUAGCAUCUUUGGUUCAUCUGAUGAAUCAGAUGAAUCAGAUGAACCAUCGCCGAAGCGAAGGCGCUCGAGGUCGCGAGACUCGGGCGCUAACAGUGGUGUCGGUUCUCCUAUUGACACCACUUCGCAGCGAGGUACCAGUACUUCUGUCGGCACGUCGCAGGAAGAGCAGGACUGCAACGUGUUGCGUCUCGCUCCUGAAAAGAAGGCAUGGAUGCCUCCAAAAUCCGUCAUGGAUCACUUGUCGGCGACGACGAGUGAUCGUUAUCGAACACGAUUGUUCGAUUCGUCAAGGAUCCAUCACCUUGACCCCAGUGCGAAAGACUAUCGCGCUGAAAAUGAGUUCUUCAUCGAUGCUUUCUUCAAACAUCGAUGGUACAGUGGGAAUCACAAACGUGAUGGUCCCUCACUGCUUCAAGCGUGGAACUCCUACAUCCAUAACCUCGAGGAUGUAGGUCGUGACGCUUGA
This is a messenger RNA of Peronospora matthiolae, 738 nucleotides long. Lineage: Eukaryota; Oomycota; Peronosporomycetes; Peronosporales; Peronosporaceae. The record is from the annotation of a GenBank genome assembly.